Phyllostomus discolor (pale spear-nosed bat) is the source of this 994-nucleotide messenger RNA. Its product is annotated as olfactory receptor 13-like. Bases 18 to 950 code for a protein of 310 amino acids. Gene Ontology annotation, biological process: G protein-coupled receptor signaling pathway. The record is from RefSeq and is a predicted model, not a curated record. Gene Ontology annotation, cellular component: membrane. Gene Ontology annotation, molecular function: G protein-coupled receptor activity; olfactory receptor activity. The transcript has a single exon. NCBI's taxonomy places the organism in Eukaryota, Metazoa, Chordata, Mammalia, Chiroptera, Phyllostomidae.
UGUUCUUUCCCAGGAAAAUGGGGGGCAACCAGACUUCUGUCACAGAGUUCCUCCUGGUGGGAUUCCCGCUCAGCCCAAGGACGCAGGUCAUCCUGUUUGGGCUCUUCUCCGUGUUCUAUGCCUUCACCCUGCUGGGCAACGGGGUCAUCCUGGGGCUCAUCUCACUGGACUCCCGACUGCACACCCCCAUGUACUUCUUCCUCUCCCAGCUGGCCACUGUCGACAUAGCCUAUGCCUGCAACACAGUGCCCCAGAUGCUGGUCAACCUCCUGAGCCCAGCCCAGCCCAUCUCCUUUGCUGGCUGCAUAACGCAGACUUUUCUCUACUUGACUUUUGGUCACACCGAAUGUCUUCUCCUGGUGGUGAUGUCCUAUGAUCGCUAUGUGGCGGUCUGUCUCCCCCUUCGGUAUUCUACCAUCAUAAGCUGGAGAGUCUGUGUCACCCUGGCAGUGACUUCCUGGACUUUAGGAUUCCUCCUGACCCUAGUAGAUGUGGUAUUACUCUUACCAUUGCCCUUCUGUGGGCCCCAGAAAGUAAAUCACUUUUUCUGUGAAAUUCUAGCUGUUCUCAAUGUUGCCUGUGCAGAUACUCACUUUAACAAAGUUGUGGUUUUCAGUGUGGCAUCAUUGGCACUGGUGGGACCACUGUCUGCAAUUGUGGUCUCCUAUGGUCGCAUUGUGUGGGCAGCCCUGAGGAUCCAGUCUGUAGAGGGUCGUUGGAAAGCUUUCUCCACCUGCUCCUCCCACCUUUGCGUUGUUGGGCUCUUUUAUGGCAUAGCCAUGAUCAUGUGUGUUGGACCCCAACAUGGGGACCCCCAGGAGCAGAAGAAGUACCUCCCCCUGUUUCACAGCCUUUUCAAUCCUUUGCUGAAUCCCCUGAUCUACAGUCUGAGGAACCGAGAAGUCAAAGCUGCUCUGAGAAGGAGGCUGGAAAAGGGGAGACCUUCGUGAGAGCCUCACAGAUAAAAGGUAACUCAGCUUACAGGGACCCUAGA